Molecule: messenger RNA, 2042 nt
Organism: Prosopis cineraria
Lineage: Eukaryota; Viridiplantae; Streptophyta; Magnoliopsida; Fabales; Fabaceae
Product: peroxisomal membrane protein PEX14-like
Exons: 12
Coding region: 302-1867 (521 amino acids)
Biological process (GO): protein import into peroxisome matrix, docking
Cellular component (GO): peroxisomal membrane; peroxisomal importomer complex
Molecular function (GO): signaling receptor binding
Source: RefSeq, a predicted model, not a curated record
CAUGCUGGUUGGAACGCUUAAAAUAUAUUUAACCAAAAAAAGAAGCAGAAAAGAUACGAGAGGCUGAGAUGCAGCAAAAGAUAGUAAUAUAAGCGGCGCUUAGGUACGGAAUCGUGAAUGAUGUUUUGACACUUGAAAUGAGGACUUAUCCGCAUCGUUUUGGCGUCUUUCGGAGUGGAUACGCUUCGCGAUGAUCAAAACCCAUCUUUUUCUCCGCCGCUGUUCCCUGCUUUUGCUGAUCAAUAUUCUCGCUUCCGUUGACCUCUUCGUCAGCUCCGGAGUUUAGAACAGCGAGGUGAGCAUGACCACCCAGUCGGAUGCUCCUCCCAAUGCUACUGAUAACAAACGUCAAAAUUCAGGUUUAGGUGCUGAAAUCACACAACCAACAAAUAUGGAUCAGCAAAAUGCCACUGAGCCUGUUAAACAAAGUUCGGCAACAUCAGUCUUUGUGAACUCACAACCAAUGCGGGAGGAACAAGUGCAGAAUGCUGUGAAAUUUUUGUCGCACCCAAAAGUUAAAGGUUCCCCCAUCAUCUACAGGCGAUCUUUUCUUGAACAGAAGGGCCUCACAAAGGAGGAGAUAGAUGAAGCUUUUCGCCGUGUGCCGGAUUCACCUCCAAGUGUGCAGACAGCUGGUGUAAAUCAAGAUGGCCAACUGAGGCCAUCACCAAAUGUUCAGCAACAAGUCCAGCCACAGACUUUGCAGCCUGGUGCAUCUGUUUCUACUGUCACCACUCCUUCAUCAGGAACCUUAUCUCGCUACAGAUUUCAUUGGUCCCAUGGCCUUAUUGCUGUUGGAUUACUGGCCGCUUCAGGUGCUGGUACAGCUGUACUAAUUAAGAAUUCCAUUCUUCCUCGGUUGAAAUCCUGGAUACGCAAGGUAGUCAUAGAAGAUGAAGAUGACCAGUUGAAGAGAACUGACUCAAAACCAACGUUGGCAGAAGAAGCUACGCAGGCUGCAAAAGAAGCUGCAGCUGCAGCUGCAGAAAUGGCUAAAGUAAGCCAGGAAAUGCUGGCUUCAAAAAGUGAAGAGAGGAGAUACUUUGAGGUAUAUGCGAGCCAUUUAGAUGAGCAAGCACAGCAACUGAAGUUAAUGACUAAUGCAAUAAAAAGACUGGAAGCCUCAAGUGGAGCCCCUCUCUCAAAGCAAGAAUAUCGACUCACUCAAGGGAGCUCAAAGCACAUGCAGCAAGUUUUUGUGAAUGGCGGGGGGGAGUAUGACAUGCGAUCAGUGAGAUCUUCAUCACCACCUGCUUCUGUGGAACCAGCUGCUGCUCCUCCAUCAAAAUCAUAUACAGAUAUGACUGUCCCGGUCCAAAGAGGAGAAAGAGAAAGGCCUUCUAAUAUCAGACCUUGGGAGCCCGGUCUGGUGCAAAGAAGCUACAAUGAAGAGCAUAGGACCCUAGUAAAUGAUGAAGAAUUGAUUUCUAUGGCAAACACCAUUCAAUCAAAUGGUAAGGACUUGAUUUCUAUGGCUCAGGACACCUUUCAAUCUAAUGGCGAUGCACCAUCGCCUUGGUGGCAGAGGAAAAAUGUCAGAAUCCAGGAGAUUGAGAAUGAGUAUGAGCAUAAUGCAGCACCUUAUAGUGCUCAAUCUAGUGAGCAGCCCGUUAGACGUUCAUGGAUUCCUCCUCAGCCUCCUCCCAUAGCAAUGGCAGAGGCUGCUGAAGCCAUUAGACGCCCAAAACCAUCGGUCCCAAGGGAACAGGUAUCAGAUGAUCAGUCAGUGGCUCAUUCUUCAGACACAUCUGAUGAGAUGCAGAGGACCCCCCAAAUAUCUGAACCUGAAGGUGCAAUAGAGGCCGGCAGUGUCAAGUAUGGCGAGGUACCUGAUGGGGAAGCCAAAUAUGAAGAGAGUAAUGAGUAAGAAGAUUCUAUUUUAUCAGUUAAAUCCACAAUACGUGGAGUCGGGAGCAGGGCUCCUGGUACUCCCAACUUCUACAUAAGCUUGGAACAAUCUUGCUUUAUAGCCAUACGUAUUCUGUAUCUUGUGGCUUAGAAUCGCUACAAUAAUAAAUAUCAUGGUUUUGAUUUCUUUACAA